Molecule: messenger RNA, 597 nt
Organism: Physella acuta
Lineage: Eukaryota; Metazoa; Mollusca; Gastropoda; Physidae
Product: arsenite methyltransferase-like
Molecular function (GO): methyltransferase activity
Source: RefSeq, a predicted model, not a curated record
AUGGUCAAACCACCUAUGAUAAAACCACCUGUAGUCAAAGCAGCUGAGUUCCAACCAACUGUGGUCAAAGCACCUGUGGUCAAAGCACCUGUGGUCAAACCACCAGCAGUCAAACCACAUGUGGUCAAAGCAAAUGUGGACACUACCAGUGUCAACACUAAGAUGGAUGAAAAUAUGUCUCAGAAAAUUAUAAAGGAGAUGUACUUCAAGCUGUAUCAGGACUUUGACGUGGAUACAAGGUUAAAUAUUGAGGCUGUACCGUCGUACGCCAGAAACAUCUUGUUAAAGAUCAGCGAACGUACAAGAAAGAGCUAUGAUGGUUCAUCUUUUUUCAUCCCUGAUGCCAUCGAGGGUGCCCGUGUGCUGGACAUUGGCUGUGGAGGUGGAAGUCUGUCUUUUGUUUUGUCCAAGCUCGUUGGUCCAGCUGGAUACGUUGUUGGUGUUGAUUUUUCUGAAGAAAGCAUCAAACUCUGCCAAGAAGAGACAGCCUACCACAUGAAAGAAUGGGGCUACAGUAAACCCAACUGUGAAUGUAUAUGCACUUAUGUUGAGAAGUUAUUAGAUUUUCAACUUGAGCCCUUUGAUGUUAUCGUGUAA